UUCCCCGCCAAACUUGAACCGUCAUGCAGUGCAGCACUACACGUACUGACACGUUGCGAAAAUACACGCUCCCGUUGUUUGUCCAUCAUCAUCAUCAAGUCACUAUUACCAAUUGACAAGACCAAUGCGCCCGUAGAAGUCGGCUGUCCUCGAAUCCUGCUUCGUCACUUUUCGGGAGGGCAAUCCUGCCUCGGUGUCCUAGUAGUCAACUGGAACGGAGCUUGCGCCGCCAGGAAUGGGCCGUGGCAGCUGUUACUGUACGCGCCUCAUCGUCAUGUUGUCACUGUAGCCGUUUUCCCUGCUAUUAACCCCCAGAGACGCAACGCAGCCUCCUCCACCUGGACUCCCUUGCCCUUCUCUGACCGCCAUCUCUACCACCCUCAUAUUGUUCUGAGACACUCGCUGCCCAUAUAUUUCCCUCCCUUGACCUCCUGCCACCUCCUGUUGCAGCUUUCUUCUCAGCAUCCGCCCUUUUCAUCUGACUUGGCUCUCCAAGAUGGUGCACCUGGCCACCGUUAAGCCCGACCCUCAUAAGGGCUCUGACUUCGACGCACCCAAACGUCGAGCAUCCAUUGUCCCCGGUCUUGAGCACAUCUCCCUUGAACCGCCCGGCGAGGAUGAAUUCUCCACCUCCGUUUACGGCUCGCGUUUCGCAGCCCAAGAUCUCCCUUCACAUGAGAUGCCCGAGAGAGAAAUGCCAAAGGAGAUUGCGUACCGCAUGAUCAAGGACGAGCUGAGUCUGGACGGCAACCCAAUGCUAAAUCUUGCCAGCUUUGUCACCACAUUCAUGGAAGAUGAGGCCGAGAAACUCAUGACCGAAGCCUUCUCCAAGAACUUCAUCGACUAUGAGGAAUACCCACAAUCGGCCGAAAUCCAGAACCGCUGUGUUAAUAUGAUCGCCCGGCUGUACAACGCGCCUGAAAGUGACGACGGGCAAAAUGCCAUGGGCACCUCUACCAUUGGUUCGAGUGAGGCGAUCAUGCUGGCUGUUCUUGCGAUGAAAAAGAGAUGGGCCAACAAGCGCAAAGCCGAGGGUAAGGAUGCCACCAAACCCAACAUAAUCAUGAACAGCGCCGUCCAGGUCUGCUGGGAAAAGGCUGCACGCUACUUCGACGUCGAAGAGAAGUACGUCUACUGCACCGAGGACCGCUACGUCAUCGAUCCCGAAGAAGCCGUCAAUCUCAUUGACGAGAAUACCAUCGGUAUCUGCGCUAUUCUCGGACUGACCUACACUGGCGAGUAUGAAGAUGUGCAAAUGAUCAAUGACUUGCUUGUGGAAAGGGACAUUGACUGCCCCAUUCAUGUGGAUGCUGCAUCUGGAGGGUUUGUGGCUCCUUUUGUAAAUCCGGGUCUCGUCUGGGACUUCAGACUUGAGAAGGUUGUCAGUAUCAAUGUAUCCGGCCACAAGUACGGUCUGGUAUAUCCAGGCGUCGGUUGGGUUGUUUGGAGAUCGCCAGAGUUUCUACCCAAGGAGCUUGUCUUCAACAUCAACUACCUGGGAGCCGAUCAAGCUUCGUUCACACUCAACUUCAGCAAAGGCGCUAGUCACGUUAUUGGGCAAUACUAUCAAAUGAUUCGGCUGGGCAAACGUGGGUACCGGAGCAUCAUGCUCAACCUGACUCGCACGUCGGACUACUUGGCAGCACAGCUUCGUGCCUUGGGAUUCAUCAUCAUGUCCCCCGGCGGCGGGAGAUCGCUGCCCGUGGUUGCUUUCAGGCUGGAUUCGGACAAUGAUCAGUUGUUUGAUGAAUUCGCCAUUGCUCAUCAGCUCCGCGAACGCGGUUGGGUUGUCCCGGCCUACACCAUGGCACCACAUAGCGAGGGCCUCAAACUGAUGCGUGUUGUCGUCCGUGAGGAUUUCAGCAAGGCGCGUUGCGAUGCCCUAGUCGCAGACAUCAAGAUGGCUCUGCAAGUGCUUGGGGAGAUGGAUCGCAAAACCCUUGAACGUUACCAAGCGCAUGUCCAGAAACAUACGCGAAGAGGCAGCAAAUUGCCGGAUAAUAUCCCCCAUUACAAAAACGAGAAGCAUUCGCUCCAAGGGAAACACGGCAAGACGCAUGCCGUUUGCUAGUCUUUGCACCUUUGGCUGUGGACGUCAGCCGGGUACUUUUCCACGGUCGUGUGUCCAACCAGACCUUGUGCUGAGAUGGCAGAACUCGGUAUUGUGCUGUUAUUCAAGAUAGCAUACAUUGGCUAGACAAAUAGCAAAGAUGAGGACGGAAAAAUGAGAGACAUGAGGCAACUACCUUAAUUUCUCUGAAACUCUUCCUACAUGCUCUUCUACCCUAACGUACUAGCAAUCACUCAAUGAUAGAGAUUAGGGACUUGUCUCUGGCAAGAAGUAAUGACCACCUCGUGCU
Exophiala dermatitidis NIH/UT8656 is the source of this 2360-nucleotide messenger RNA. Its product is annotated as glutamate decarboxylase. Gene Ontology annotation, biological process: L-glutamate catabolic process. The transcript is spliced from 4 exons. Bases 497 to 2071 code for a protein of 524 amino acids. The record is from RefSeq and is a predicted model, not a curated record. Lineage: Eukaryota; Fungi; Ascomycota; Eurotiomycetes; Chaetothyriales; Herpotrichiellaceae. Gene Ontology annotation, cellular component: cytosol. Gene Ontology annotation, molecular function: glutamate decarboxylase activity; pyridoxal phosphate binding.